AUGGCCAUCUUGGAAUCUAAGCUUGAUAUUGCUGCUGUAAAUAACAUUAUGCAUAGGAAAUUCGAAGAUUGGAAAUUUGCUCAUAAUCUGGGUUCCCACAAUGCUGGCAGAAUUGUUUUACUAUGGAAUGCUAACAAGUCCAAGUUAGUUGUGUUAUCUUGUACAGCACAUACCAUCCAUUGCUCUUGUGUAUGCAAUGAUUCCAACAUAGAGUUUCUUGUCACCUUUACAUACGGUCUUCAUUCAAUCUCUGCCCGUAAAGCUAUGUGGGCUACAUUGGUGAGUCUAGCUCCUUCAAGUGACAUCCCGUGGCUAAUAAUGGGGGACUUCAACAACAUCACCUCUCCUCUUGAUCGGAUUCAUGGUGCGGAUGUGUCGGCCUAUGAGAUUAAGGAUUUUAAUGAUUGCUGUACUGAGCUGGCCUUGUCCAACCUCAAUGCUCAUGGAUCAUUUUUCACUUGGUCUAAUGGGAGGAUUUGGAGCAAAAUAGACAUAGCUGUGUGCAAUCUUAGCUGGAACGCUAAUUUCAUCAACUCUACCUGUGAGAUUACGGGGUUCCAAUCCGUGUCUGACCAUGCGGCCUUGAUCAUUAAUACCAAUGCUAAUUGUGGGAAAGCCAAGCAGCCCUUCCGUUUCAACAAUGCCAUUGCGGCACUCCCCCAAUUUUUGGAGGUUGUUUCAUCAGGUUGGGACAAGCAAUUCAGGGGCUGUAAAAUGUGGAUGGUGUGUAAGAAGCUUAAAGAGCUUAAGGGUCCUAUUAAGUCUCUUGCAAACUUGGAGAUUAAAGGGUUGUCUUUAAGGAUUGACAAAGCUGAGUUGGAGUAUAAUAAUGUUCUCCUUGCUCUCCAACAGGUCCCCAAUGACCCGAACCUAUUAUGCUUGGCAGAUACAAGCAGGCAUCAGAUCAUGAAUUUGCGCAAGGCUGAGCAUUUCCAAACUGCUCAAAUUAUGAAAAAUAGGUAUCUUAUCCAGGCUGACCGUUGCACAGCCUUCUUCCAUGCGUACAUUAAGAGGACUAGCCAUGCUCGGUUCAUUGCAGCCAUUACUCUUCAGAAUGGCCAGUCCACGUCUUCUCAGCCUCAAAUAGUCGAGGCUUUUGUUAGCUACUUCAGUGAGUUGUUCCAUGUUAUUGAUACUGAUUGUCUCCUUUUUCAGCCAUUUGUGAAGCAGUUACUCAAGCAAAUUAACCAUGCUUUCAUUGUUCUCAUUCCCAAGACUGACCAGGCUAGUCAGGUGAAGCAUUUUAGGCCGAUAUCUUGCUGCAAUAUCUUGUAUAAGAUUAUUUCCAAGAUUCUUGCCUCCCGUAUUGCUCCUGUUCUAGGAUUGAUUAUUGGCCCUUUUCAGUCUGCUUUUUUGAAGAACAGGAACAUGAUUGAUAAUAUCUUCCUCAUCCAGGAGCUGUUGAGAAAGUAUUCCAGGAAAAGGAUUUCUCCCUGUUGCCUUCUGAAAGUUGAUCUCCAUAAAGCAUAUGACUUCGUUUCUUGGAAAUUCCUCAAUUGGAUGCUCAUAUCAAUUGGGUUUCCUCCUAGAUUCAGCGAUUGGAUAAUAGAGUGUGUAACUACUACUUCGUUCAGUGUGGUAGUUAACGGGGCAAUCCAUGGUCACUUUAAAGGUGGUAGGGGGCUGAGACAGGGUGAUCCCCUCUCACCUUAUCUGUUUGUUCUUUGUCUGGAGUACUUAUCUAGAGAUCUCAGUGGCCUUAGAGAUAAUAUAAUCUUUCAGUUUCAUCCUGCCUGUUGUGAUCUGAAUAUUUCCCACUUAGCUUUUGCGGAUGAUAUUAUGCUAUUAUCCAGGGGAGAUGUGCCUUCUAUUACCACUUUAUACUCUAGGCUUUCUCACUUUUGUGCUGUAUCGGGUCUUUCUAUCAGUUCUGAUAAGUCAGCUAUUUACUCUGCCGGCAUGGAUCUUGAUUCUUUAUCGGAGGUGCAGCGUCUCACUGGGUUUGAGUUGGGAGCUUUCCCGUUCAGGUAUCUUGGCGUGCCUCUGCUCUCUUCUAGAUUAAAUGUCAUUCACUAUGAUCCACUUUUAUCUCGGAUUUUGGGCCUUGUGCAAAGUUGGAAUAGGAAGACUCUGUCUUAUGCUGGGAAGCUUGAGCUCAUCAGAGCCGUCAUCCAGGGCAUUACUAAUUUUUGGAUGGGUAUUUUUCCUCUCCCAGUCUCUGUUAUAAAUCGGAUCAAUGCUAUCUGCCGGAAUUUCUUGUGGGGAAAACCGAACAAUUGUAUGUCUAAGCUGCUGGUUGCCUGGGUGGAUAUUUGUUCUCCUAAGCAUGGAGGAGGCCUUGGUCUCUUCAGCCUUAAGGAGUGGAAUCUUGGGGGAAAUAUCUGGGACCACGCUCCAUCUUCUGCGGAUUCACCUUUGUUCAAGAAAAUAAUUCUGAUUAGGAAUAUUAUCUUGGACCGUGAGCAACAUAAGGAUGGGGCGCUGCAUGUUCUCGGGUCCUGGGCGCAUAACAGUACCAUUGAUGCUAGUAAAGCUUAUGCAUAUUUCAGAUUGCCUAAGCCGAAUGUUUAUUGGCAUAAGGUAGUUUGGAACACAGCUCUCCCCCCCAAAGCUGCGUUCAUCUUUUGGUUAGCCAUGAAGGGCAAGCUACUUACUUUGGACAUAGCUCCUUUCUUGGAGAUGGAUCCGGUUUGCCCCCUGUGCAGCACGGUUGAGGAAUCACAUGCUCACUUGUUUUUUCUUUGCCCCACAGUCAUCCGCGUUUGGAAGGAGGUGCGCGAUUGGUCUCCUAUUACGCGGAGCUUUGUCUCUCUUCAGGGGAGUGUCAGCCAUCUUGUUCGCGCGAGAGCUCUCUCUGGCACCUUGGGGAAGACUCGUUGCCUUGUGAUAGCACUGACAGUUUAUUGUGUCUGGCGCAUUACCUACACUUGUGAUAAUAUUCAAUUGGCUAAUGAAACCCUUAUUAAGAUUGGUCAUCAGGAACUUAGAAGAGAGGAACGUCUUAUUACUGGAAUUUCCCCUUUUGAGGGUUAUGUUAAACUUAAUAUGGAUGGUUCCAGCAUAGACAACGGGCAAAUGACUCCAUGUGGUGGAGUCAUAAGGGAUGCUGCUGGGAACUGGUUAACUGGUUUUACAAAAUUCCUUGGGAGUGGUACUUCUACUUUAGCGGAAAUUUGGGGGUUCUUGACAGGUAUGGAUCUGGCUUGGCAUAAGGGAUUUAGGAGAGUCUUUGUGGAGGGUGACUCCAAAGUGGCUUUGUAA
Messenger RNA from Gastrolobium bilobum, 3201 nucleotides. RefSeq lists its product as uncharacterized. NCBI's taxonomy places the organism in Eukaryota, Viridiplantae, Streptophyta, Magnoliopsida, Fabales, Fabaceae. The record is from RefSeq and is a predicted model, not a curated record. Bases 1 to 3201 code for a protein of 1066 amino acids. The transcript is spliced from 4 exons. Gene Ontology annotation, molecular function: RNA-DNA hybrid ribonuclease activity; nucleic acid binding.